AUGCCUGUCAAUCCAUUUUUCGUUAACUGGAGUGGCCCAGACCUCGAGAUGGCAUACGCAUCUCCGGUCAUUGUGCUGGAGAAAGGAGCUAGAAAAAGCAGUUAUGUUCGCCACAUGGCCAAGGAAGCACAACCCCUCAGGCGGUUCAGGGAUGAAGAUGGCAAAGCGAGUAGUGACGGCAGAACGAGACGGCUGUUUUGCUCAAGUGAUGAUGAUGGCAGUUUCACGGAUGAAGGUUUCAUCAACCAUGACUUUCGGGUUGGGGGGCCGAACCUAUGUCCAUUACCUGCUAAAACCUACGAGAUAAAAGAAGACCAUCCUCUUUAUCCAGUCUUCGAGGUAUUAAAACGCCGAAUGGAUGGUCCAAUCGGUAGAAUCCUUGAUGGUUUUGGUAUUGACGAUGACUAUGUAGAGUUUGUGGGAAGAACAGAGACAAAAUUUCCCGACGGCUGUCCUAAGCUGACAGUACUUAUAUCUGCAAAGCGUACAGUUAUGGAUGGUGUAUGGCUCAAUGCGGCGAGAGCCAUUCGAGCUUCUCUUCUUUCACUCAGAGAAACAGAAAAGAAUGCCAAUGCCAAAAAAUUACUUGAAAACAUGGUGGUUGAGAUUUUGGAAAAUACAGAUGACCAUACGAUAAAUCGAGAAGCGCAGGAUAAUCCUGCGACUGUGUUGAUUUUGGCAUAUCCAUGGAGCAACACUGAUUGGAAGGGCUUUAGAGACGAUGUUGUCAAAGUUCUCGACCGAGCGUGCCUUCCGAUGGUGGCCGUGGAGAUUUCCACCGCUUGUAACGGGGAAGAAAAAGAGCCUCGCGUAGAAGUGGGGCUGGACAGUUUGCAUGGACUCAACCGGUUGUAUCAGACAAUUGCCCCUACGCUUGACGAUGAUGUAUGGGGAACGCUGUCGGGGUUCAUCGAGUUGCUGGGAUUGCCAGAUGUGCCAGACGGGCGAUGGACGCCAUUUGGUUUGACUUGUUACCAUUGCGUAAAACCAAAUCCAGAGCGUGAGGGGAUUUCCUACGAUAAGUUGACUAGUAGGAUCCUGCAGGAUAAAAACUAUCUAGCAGGCGAGGAUCGCCAGAAACGCCGCCAAUUGUUCCGCCCUAUGGAAGUCGACGAGCCCCAAUAUAACAAACAGGUUGAGCACCUACGAGAUCUACGGCUCUUAACAUUGGAGCUUGAGGAAAAAAUGAAAAACCCAUAUUCUGAAUUUGGUAACGUAUUUGCCGCUUCCGGAUUCAAACUGCCUGAUGGAAAGAAAGCCACUGAUAUUGGCUCACUGGAUUCCCGGCGACCCUUUGCGGGCAGACCAGUUUGGGCAUACGGAUUUAGGCAGGGAUUGACCUGGGGUCUUACCAAUGGGUUGCAGGAACCAGCGUUUUUGAUGUCCAGGGAGAACGGAUACACGGAAACAAUUGUGAUUCAUCGUGAUGUCGUACUUGGGUUGAAUGGUAAACCAUUUGCGAACAAAGGGGACUCUGGCACCUUUGUGUUUACUGGCGACGGCAUUCUCCUGGGCAUGAUGUAUGGAGGGCGACGUGGUGCGAAUAGCAAUGUCAACUACAUCAUGCGCACAGUCGAUCUUUUACAAGACAUCAAGGAACGCACCGGUGCCAAGGACAUUCGUCUUAGACAGUAA
Penicillium expansum is the source of this 1635-nucleotide messenger RNA. RefSeq lists its product as uncharacterized. NCBI's taxonomy places the organism in Eukaryota, Fungi, Ascomycota, Eurotiomycetes, Eurotiales, Aspergillaceae. The record is from RefSeq and is a predicted model, not a curated record. Bases 1 to 1635 code for a protein of 544 amino acids. The transcript has 4 exons.